AUGUGGCUAGGCAGUUCGUUCUUAGUGUUGUGGGACAUUCGUUUUAAAUGCCUAGAUGCGAUGAAUGGUGAGGAAAUACCAGCUAGGUGUCUUGGAGAAACAGGAGCUCUUAGUUUCAAGAAACCAACAGAACAAGAUAUAAAAGAUACACAAGAGCUUGAAGCUAGCCUUGCACAACUCAAUAUUUUUGAAACACCUGAAGAGAUAUCACAAAGACGUGAGGCUCUUGUACAAUUACAAGAGAUAUCCAAUGCUUGGAUUCGAAGAAAAGCACUUGAACAAAAUCUCCCGCCACAUGUCGCCAAUUCUACAACGGGAAAAAUUUUCACUUUCGGUUCAUAUCGUUUAGGUGUCAAUUUCAAAGGUGCAGAUAUUGAUUCCUUACUGGUUGUCCCGCGGUUUAUAACACGCGAGGAAUUUUUUAGUGAUUUCCAGAGUGUAUUAGAAGAAAAUCCUAAUGUAGAAGAUUUACACGCUGUAGUAGACGCGUUUGUCCCAGUGCUUAAGAUGAAAUUUAUGGGAGUUGAAAUUGACCUUCUGUUUGCACAAAUUGAUCAAAUGUCUAUACCAGAAAACUUCAAUCUAUGCGAAAACACUGACGCAUUAAUGCGUAAUAUGGAUGAGCGAGAUGUACGCAGUAUUAAUGGUGUCCGUGUAACUGAAGACAUUCUCAAUCUAGUCUAUAAUAAAAAUUCUUUCAAAGUAGCACUCAAGGUUAUCCGAAUCUGGGCUAAACGUAGAAAUGUAUAUUCCAAUGCAUUGGGUUUCCUUGGCGGGGUAUCAUGGGCAAUCCUAGUUUCUCGAAUCUGUCAACUGUAUCCCUAUGCAACACCAUCUAUGAUUGUUUAUUUAUUUUUCAAAAUAUUCAGUCAAUGGCCUUGGCCAAAACCUGUCAGACUAAGAGAGUCUGAAUAUAUUGCUAGUUUAUGCCUACCUGUUUGGGAUCCAAGGUUAAAUCCACCAGAUCAGUAUCAUCUUAUGCCUAUACUGACUCCUAGUUAUCCUUCACAAAAUUCAACAUACAAUGUACAACGCAGUAAUCGUAUUAUUAUUGAAAGAGAAUUAAAACACGGUUUAAACAUUGUUAGAGAAUCAAUGAUGCAUAAACGUUCUUGGUCUGAUUUAUUCGAAGCAGCAUUUUUCUUUCAAUAUAGACAUUAUGUUGUUGUCAUUGUUGUUGGAAAUGUUAAGCACACGUUUAUUGAAUUAUGCGGUCUAGUUGAAUCUAGACUACGUGUACUUGUCAGUAAUUUCGAGUUGAAUCGUUAUGUUAAAAUGGCACAUGUAAAUUGUCGUGCUUACGGUAAAGGACCCAACGAUGGUGAUGCUAAUUUUGUACGUAAAUGGUUUAUUGGCAUGGAAUUUGAUCGACAUACUAGUUCUUUAACGAGUACAGUACAUAAUAAUAGUAGUAGUAAUAAUAAUUCAAAUAAUUCGUCAACUGAUAAACCAACCCUGAAUGUGGAUUUAAGUGAGAAUAUUAGCUCAUUUGAAAAAUCAAUUGAACGUGGUCUAUCCAGUGAAGAUUUAUCUGUUUCUGUUAAAUAUGUUAAAAAAUCACAAUUGGUUCACUUUAUUUCAACAGAAGACAUGGAAGAAAUUAAACGGCAAGCGGCGGCGGCUGCUGUGUCAAAUGUAAAUAGUUCAGAGAAUCUUAAGUCUUUUCGUAUGCAUACGAAUAGUAACAGUAGCAGUAACAAUAAUAGCACAUCGAACUCUAUGUCCAGUCCAGCAAGUUGUAUUGAACUUUCUGCAUCUGAUGAAGUCUCCUCUCCUUCAAACACUUUACAUACAUCUGUAUCCACCAGUUCACUGAUGAUGACGAAUGCAUCUGUUAGAAAUUCUAUAACAGAUGUCAAGUGUCCCCCUUCUUCUCCAAUGUCUACGUGCUCCAGUGUAGGUGAUACUUUAUUGACUGAGGUUCAUGGGAAUGAAACAACUGAUCCCACCACCACUACCGCCAGCAAUGAUGAUUAUGAUAAUAAUAAUAAUCACAGUCAAGAUCUCAAACAAGAUAAACCUUUAUCUCCAAAUCAUAUCCCGUGCAAUAACACGGUUACAUUAACCGAUUCUCCUGGUAGACGUACACCAAAACGUACUGGAUCAGUUGACCCAACAUCUCACGAAACAGUCUCAGGUAUUGUUUCUUCUGAUUGUCAUAGUAAUAAUGCUGAAAACAUGAAUGAUUCCGAGGAUUUUCGAAAACGUGCACGUAUAUCAUCUGAAAAUCCACGAUCUGUUGUCUUCACUUCUUCUGCCCAACAAAUUCCUCUACCCGUCUGUCUGUCUGCCUGUUUGUCUCCUUUCCCAUCUUCUCCUCUAUUCCAUUCGAAUUACUUUGAUUUUUGA
Messenger RNA from Trichobilharzia regenti, 2349 nucleotides. The record is from the annotation of a GenBank genome assembly. NCBI's taxonomy places the organism in Eukaryota, Metazoa, Platyhelminthes, Trematoda, Strigeidida, Schistosomatidae.